AUGAGUGCGUUUAUUGAUCGAUGUAAUCUGAAUUCAUCGAAUGAUGAAGACGAUGAAGAGGAGGAGGAAGAAGAAGAAGAAGAUUGCACGACAGUUAUCAAGAGGGCGUUUUCCGCUGAUUGCCUUCCGAAUGAGCUCAGCAGUGAGGAGCUAGAUGACGACGACAGUGACAGUGACGCCGAGUUUCUUGUGCAUCCUUGUCUACGCAGCAUCAUCAAAUCGAAAUCGGCGUAUGCGGUAAGAAAAGAUUAUUUGGAGGCGGCUAGCAUCAAACCGAGUAAAACCAGUUUCGAGAUUUCGUUAUCAAAAAUGAUGGAAUCUACUACAAAAAGCAUGGCAGUUGAAGCUGAAUUCUCAGUUGCCGAUCUUCUUCCAAGUCUUGACGAGAAAUGGCCGGAUCCUGAUGAAGAUGAUGACGAAAGGAAGCGAAAAAAGCGGAAAAAAUCGGCAAUAAUACGAUAUUCUCCGAGUGUCUCUGAGAAUUCCGAACUACAAUUCAAUAAUGAGUCAACGGAAUUUGAGCAUAAACGAAGCUCCGGAUGCUGGUCGUCGCCGCCGAAUUUCUUUUUGGAAGAAGAGGAAGUGGAUAGAGAGAGUCCAAAAAAUUUGCAAUCCUGGUCAGCUCCCGAUCUGUUCGAGGAGGACUCCGCUGUAGGGCAGGAUGCACCGCAAUCUGUACGGAUCCCGGCAAUCCGAGAACUUCAGGACCUUUCCAAUUAUUCGAAUAGUUAUCCGGCUAUUGAGACGCCCGACAAUGACCCUUCUAUAUGCUCGUAUCGACUUCCUUCUUCGGCGGGCUCUGCACCUUCGCCAUCUCCGCCGCGACCGUUGUCUCCAGUUUUUGGGAAACCCGCUCCAGCUUCAUUCCGCAUUCCGCAAUCGCAAUCGAUGAAUCUGCCGCGUCGGCCAGACAUCGUCGCGUUCCUGUCGGACGUCGCCGAUAUCAAUCCAUUGCCUCCGUCGUUCAGCAUCGGAUCGAGCGUAACGUCGGAAGAUGAAGAAGACGACGAUGAAGAGGAUGAGGGUGAUUCGGAAUGGAGACGAAGAAGGAAAGACGAGGAGGUUUGGCCGGAAGAAGGUGAAGCUCGUGUGUGCUGGACGGACACUGAAGGACGGGUACAUCGAUCCGCAACAUUUCAAAUAAGCCGCGGCCACGAGGACUAUCUUCAGCGUGUCCUUACGUCGUCGAGAUCGGCGCAUUCGCACCUAUACAAUAUUGUGGCAACGACAGACGCCGAGGAAGAAGCAGAUCGAAUUGGCGAUUAUCGUGGAAACGAAAUGAGCGCCGCGCUCGCCGGCUCCGCGCAUUCGCAAUUAGAUGAAGCUGAGAGGAAAGCACUGGCCACUCGACAGGCUUGGAUGGAACGAGGCAGUAUUGUGAGCUUGGGACGAAUGUCGGAUCGCACUGAUCCGUAUAGGAAUCGACUUCAUCCUGAAGUGAUUGAUGGCGGUGUGCACGUCAAUGGAAUUCAGUCGCAAUAUGGAAGCUACUCAUCAUUGGCGAAUGCUGAAACGAGCUCGUCAAUGAGCGCAAUGCGACGAUCAUGCACUACUGAUGAGUUCAGAAGGACAAGAAGGAGAUUGCCGAGAAGGCCUGAUGAGAUGAGCGCGCCAGUGGAAAUUCCGCAAUCGAAAUCGAUGUAUGAGCGAGCCGUAUUCGGAAAUGAGCCGCGCGAUUUCACUCUACGCGAUCAGCAUCGAAUUGACGAGGAUCGUGUGAUGGUUGAUGCGAAAAUUCCGAAGAGCCCGAGGCCGCCGAGUUUAGCACUUCAGAGCACGAUUGACACAAUAAUCGAGAAUAAUAGACAAUCGAUGGAGCCAAAUUUGCGUGCUCACGAUCAUCAGCAAUUGGAAACGCCCAUUUCACCGCAUGCCGUCCUUCCGUCGCCUGGUCAAUCAUCUUCGGGACGCCGUCUACCGCCACUUCCGAUACAUUCGGCCGCAUUACUACGAAGAAUUCCGCAGAAUAUGUCACUGCCUUCUGGAGCGCCGAAACCGCAAGAUCACACGCUAUGCUUCAUGGACGGAAUGGCCGAUUCUAUGAUGGAUCGAAGUACGAUAGGACUUGAUGAUUCUUAUUACGAAGAGGAUGGAAUCAACGGGAAUCGAAAGAGGAAACCUGGAAGGAAAUCGUUCUUCUCUCCAGACGAUUCCUCUGGUGUCUCAUCAUGCACUACUUCGGACAGCAUGGCGCCGACGCAUCGUGUUCAAUCUGCAUUCCAUCCGAGGCAUUCUGACGAGCUUCUUCUUGAAAUUGGCGACGCUGUUCACGUGGAUCGAACGGCUGAUGAUCAUUGGUCGUAUGGAACGAAUCUGCGGACAGGAAUGACUGGCAUAUUUCCGGCAUCGGUGGUUUGCGAAAUUGAUUUGGUCGAAGAGAUUUGCCUUGGAGCAUUGCCAACUAACGCUACUAAAAUCCUUAAUGAUGAUCGCGAUACUUUCUACCUCACGAUGUUAGCUUCCAUUGAGGUUGCUCAUCAUAAAGGAAAUGAUGUUUUGGUGCAGGCAAUGAACAAGGUGUUGUCCAUGUACAAAAAUUCUGAGGAGAUUAUUGUUCCCCAAACUGUCCUGAUGGAAGUUUCGUUUCGUGGUAUUCACGUGAUCGACAAACGCAGAAAGAAUUUCUUCCAAUGCCCCAUGUUCGAUUUCUUCUACAGCCUUCAGAAUAUUUCGUUUUGUGGAGCACACCCAAAACAAUUAAAGUAUUUUGGAUUUAUCACUAAACAUCCACUUCUACCCAGAUUUGCGUGCCAUGUGUUCAUGUCGAAAAACUCGACUCAACCGAUUGUGGAAGCUAUUGGACGAGCAUUCAAACGGUCGUAUGAUGAAUAUAUGGCGUUUGCGCAUCCAACCGAGGAUAUUUAUUUGGAAUGA
This is a messenger RNA of Caenorhabditis bovis, 2874 nucleotides long. The record is from the annotation of a GenBank genome assembly. NCBI's taxonomy places the organism in Eukaryota, Metazoa, Nematoda, Chromadorea, Rhabditida, Rhabditidae.